Fomitopsis serialis is the source of this 2821-nucleotide messenger RNA. Its product is annotated as glycoside hydrolase. Bases 123 to 2375 code for a protein of 750 amino acids. Gene Ontology annotation, molecular function: beta-glucosidase activity. The record is from RefSeq and is a predicted model, not a curated record. Lineage: Eukaryota; Fungi; Basidiomycota; Agaricomycetes; Polyporales; Fomitopsidaceae. The transcript is spliced from 16 exons. Gene Ontology annotation, biological process: glucan catabolic process.
GUGAGCGUUCCCUGGUUCCUAAAGACCGCGGCGAAGCUAGGGCUCGCAACCCGGAUGCAUUGAGACGAGGUCUCGUUCGGGCAUCCCUGUAACUCGGUUGAACCUCUCUAAGCUGUCACAAUAUGCAUUCAACAGUACUCUCCUUGCUCAUUGUCACUCUUUCACUCUUUGUCACACUGUCGUUGGGUGACAUCCUCCUGCGCGACGGUGCGGGCUCAACCACGCUCUCCGACAACUCGCCCGAGGCAUGGCCAGCACCCAACGCGACUGGUGGGAACGCAUGGAAAGACGCGUUCUCGCGCGCCCAAGCCUUCGUCGCCCAAAUGACGCUCGAGGAGAAGGUCAAUCUCAUCACAGGCCACGAUGGUCGUUGUGUCGGUAACACGGGCGCGGUCGAACGACUUGGCGUCCCUGCACUCUGUCUCGAGGACGGGCCCGCCGGGGUGCGCCCCGUUCUGGGCGUGUCCCAAUUCCCCGCGGGGCAGGCUGUUGCCGCGACCUGGGACAGGGAUCUGAUAUAUCAACGCGGCCAUGCCAUGGGACAGGAAUUCUUCGAUCAGGGUGUUAAUAUUGCGCUGUCUCCCGUCACGGGUGGACCUCUCGGACGCAGUCCGCGUGGUGGCCGUAACUUUGAGGGGUUCUUCGAUGACGCAUAUGCCACUGGAGAAGCUGCCUACGCCACCGUCAAAGGCAUGCAAGACGCUGGUGUACUUACCACAGCGAAGCACUACGUCGGCUAUGAGCAAGAGACUUUCCGAAAUCCUUACUCGGUGUUGGAUGUGAUUGAUCCUAUUAACAUCCAAGCUCCCAUCUCAUCGAACAUCGACAAUAAGGCCCUACAUGAGCUGUACUUGUGGGGGUUCGCUGAAGCAGUCCGCGCCGGUACUGGCUACGUUAUGUGCUCGUACAACGAAGUCAACGAGACACAUGCAUGUGCCAAUGCCUACACCCAGAACAACAUCCUGAAGGGCGAGCUUAACUUCCAGGGCGGUAUAAUGUCAGAUUGGGGAGGGGUCUGGAGUGAUACAGAGUUCAUUAACGGUGGACUCGAUAUCGCCAUGCCUGGCGUCGCAUUCCUCGGAAUCUUUGGUCUGUGGUGGGGGGAUGGUCUUAUUCCGUACGUCGAAUCCGGCGUUGUUUCCGAGUCUCGAGUGGACGAUGCAGCCAUUCGCCUCCUAACUCCUUGGAUCUUUUCUGGGCAGGCAGACAAUCCACCUCCAGCUGUCACCUUCAAUGUCGAUCCUGUCUACAUCACGGACGACGUGUACUGGCGCGACGUCAGGAAAGUUGAAACAAUGGCGCUCAUCAGGCAGAUCGGCGAGGACUCCGCGACACUACUCAAGAACGUGCUAGCGAUUAUCGGGACGGACGCAGGCUCGGGUUGGGCGAUCCCACCGACCAUCGUUACGCCUUACGAGGCGAUCAACUAUCGUGCCCGCCGGAUGAACUCGCAGGUCUACGCGGUGUUCAACGAUACGGCGUACGACGUGAUCGCGUAUACCGUGGCGGAAUCCAUGGCGGAUGUUGCGAUUGUGUUCGUGAGUGCGUACACGAUGGAGGGCGUGGACCGUGCUACUCUCUAUCUUGACCACGAUGAGGAAUUACUGAUCGAAACCGUCGCGGCAGUUUGCAACAACACCAUCGUGGUCAUACACGCCGGCGGCCCCGUUCUCGUGGAGGCAUGGAUCGACAAUCCCCACGUGACCGCUGUCGUCGCCGCCCACUUCCCUGGUCAAGAAUCCGGCGACGCCAUCGCUAAUGUACUGUUCGGCGACGUCUCUCCAAGUGGAAAGUUGCCCUACACGAUCGGCCGCUCUCUCGACGACUAUCCCCCGAACACAAUCUCGGAUGAUCCGGUCCUCAAUCCACAAGCCAACUUCACCGAGUCGACGCUGAUCGACUACCGCUGGUUCAGUGCGCACAACAUCACGCCGCGCUUCGAAUUCGGCUACGGCCUGUCGUACUCCACGUUUGCUUACAACAAUAUCUCCGUUCGGAGCGUGUACGAGGCGGACAACAGCACGAUCCAGAAGACGAAUGAGCCGUUCGAGGACAGCGACGGGAGCAACAGUCUGUACGAUAUCAUUGCGGAGGUGACGGCGCAGGUGACGAACACAGGGAACGUCACUGCGUCCGAAGCCGCUCAGCUGUAUGCUACAUUCCCAGACAGCCCUGGGAUCUGGCUGCGGGGCUUCGACAAGCUGAAGGCCCUCUCGCCUGGUGAGACACGCACAGCGACAUUUGCGCUGCGGCGCAAGGACCUUUCGCUGUGGAGCACAGAGCGCCAGCUCUGGUAUAUCACCGAGGGGGAAAUUCAACUGCAAGUUGGCGCAAGCUCGGCGAAGCUGUAUAUGACGAGCUCAUGGUCAAGUUAAGAUAACACCGCUCGUCUGUUACCACUUCGAAAAUUCAUGUGUUUGUUAGGUCGGACUAUGCACUAAUAGUGCAGAAGUAGUGCAGUAUGGGAGGACUGAUGAUGUUUCAUUUGGACACUCAGCAGCUAGUCACUCAACCGUGACGCGCCAGUUGCGCUUGACAUCAUACACUAGGAGAGGCCCCCACUUGUCUAUGUCUAGGCUACUGUGUCUAUUCUCACUGUUGUACAGACAGUUAACGCACGAGCCUAGGGGUCGAUUGUCUCGCACCUCAUCGGAUACCGGUGGCAGGCGCACGGUCAUGCAUGACCAUAGCAGAUGCAUAGCUUACUAGGCGCGGAAGAGGGGUGGAUGUAGAUGGGUUGUGGCUACGCGGAAGGAGGACCGGCGCGUCGCGCGACGCGUCAGUCACGUGGUGACACCACUUCCGAAAAAGGAAAGUACUC